GAAGGAUUGGUGGGGCAACACUGAAUCGAAAUCUACUCAGCCAUCGCCCUGUUCCUUCUCUUGCUCCGUCUAACGGUAUGACAAUUAGAGUCUCCGUGUAAAUUACAAUUCGAGACACAGCAAAUGCUCUAACCGUCUCUCGCAUCCAACUCGGAAUCGGAAUCGCGUAAUUCAAUCGGCCCUUGGAUUCGUUUCCGAUCGGUUUCCGAUACGGGCGUCCGUACAGGGGAGUCAAGAGUCGAAAGUAACGAACACACACUCACACACACUUCAAAUCGUGUUAUGUUUAAGUCAAAACCCGUCUGGUUUCCGUAUAAAUAUAACAUUUUGGAAAUUUAAAAAUCGGAAGAUUGACUCAUCCGCCAGCCGAUCCGCACGCUAUCGCCCGACAGGAAAGACGACACCAAAAGAAAAGUUGGAAGCAUUUAAGAAAUCAGGCAAAAUGCGAGAGUACAAGAUAGUGGUUCUGGGAAGUGGUGGAGUCGGGAAGUCAGCACUGACUGUCCAAUUUGUCCAAGGCAUUUUUGUAGAAAAGUAUGACCCGACUAUUGAAGACAGCUACAGAAAACAAGUUGAAGUUGAUGGGCAGCAGUGUAUGCUUGAAAUUCUUGAUACUGCUGGAACUGAACAAUUCACUGCUAUGCGUGAUUUAUAUAUGAAAAAUGGUCAAGGAUUUGUUUUAGUUUAUUCAAUAACAGCACAAUCCACAUUUAAUGAUCUACAAGACUUGAGAGAACAAAUUCUUAGAGUAAAGGAUACAGAUGAUGUACCCAUGGUGCUAGUUGGUAACAAAUGUGAUUUGGAAGACGAAAGAGUUGUUGGGAAAGAGCAAGGAGCUAACUUAGCCCGCCAAUUUAAUUGUGCUUUUAUGGAAACAUCAGCAAAGGCAAAAAUUAAUGUAAUUGAUAUAUUCUAUGACCUUGUUCGACAAAUAAACAAGAAGUCCCCUGAAAAGAAACAAAAGCAGAAAAAGAAGUCACCAUGUGUUCUUGUUUAAACCUUUGAUAAAAGAAAAUUAAUAAUUGAAAGCUCUUUACAAUUGUCUUAGCUCGUGUAUAGACUUGAGAGUUUUUUUCCAAUAAAUUUAAAUUAUCACAACAUGUUAUUUAAAAUAUUAGAUAUUUUUUUAUUCAAAGUUUAACUUCUUUAUUAAAGCUUACAAUUAUUUUGGACAUAUAUUCUUAUGAUAAAUUAAUUCAUUAUUACAUUAUUUAAACCAUAUGUUUUCACAGAUUGGUUCAAGUCAUAGUUUUUUGUUGGCAUGUUUUCUUAUAUUUUUCCCUUUUAACUAUUAUAUAAUAAUUAUUCUGACCAAGUUUUAGAACAAUUUUAUUGUUAUUUUAUGGAGUUCACAAAUUGCCAAAUUAGCAAGUCACAUUGAGGGUUGAAUAAAAGAAAUUUAUAUCUAUAUACUAAAAAGGUUAUGUUUGUGAGCUUUAUCUAUUUAUUCUUUUAUAUAUAAACCAUUAACAAAUUGAAAAUUGCUUUUUUCCUGCAGUGGUAAUAAUGGCAAAGUUUGUUUUAACUUCACUUAAAUAAUUUGCAAAUAAGCGAGGUAUUUGACCAAGUAUUAAUUUAAAUUAAUUAGUUAAUUAGAUUAAUUCCAAAAUUCUGUGUUUACAAAGUUAAUGAAAUGUUAAUUGUCAUUAUUGUAUUUUUUUACUUUUCUUUUUUAUAAGCUUGCAAUUUUUAUUAUAUUAUUUUUUAGCUGUUAUUUUCAUGCUCCAAAGUUGAAUUGUACAAAUAAAAAUAAUAUAACAAAGUAACCAUUAUAAAUAAAAAAUACAUUUAAUCAAUGAAUAUUAGCAAAUACAAGAGAAAGGGGAAUAACUAGUAAACCGUUAAAAAUAUGUAAUACUAAAACAAAUGCAGAUAAUUUAAAUCUUUAUCCUUUUGAUUGUUGAGUUAGCUCUGUUAUGGUAAUUCUGUGUAUUUCAUUUGUGUAAAUAAAAAUUAUGUGUUAAAUAAUUGUGUCAGUUUAAUGUUGUAAUAAUGUAAGACCAGAUUUGAUUAACAUCAAUUGAAUUAUUCUUCCAAGACGCUUAUAUUCUUAAAAAUCAAUAUUCUAUAAUUUUUCAAAAACUUUUAUAGUCCUUGAAAUAUGUUAAAUGUGUAUCACUGCCAUUUAGAAACAUAUAUUUUCUUUGUAGAAUAAAAUAUCUCUUCAGAAAUUAUUAGUGUUCUGAACAGAUGAUGUGCAAGAUUUUUUACCUGAUGCAUUUGUUGUUUCUAUAAAGUAAUGAUUUUUUUCCUAACAUUAUAUCUGAAACUGAAGAAAAUAUAUCAACAAAAAGUAUAUAUUAGUUCUCUUUGUGAAAAACUAGACCAAGUAAAAAUAAAACUGUACAAAUAUACAAUAAAUUUAAUAUCCAAAUUAAAUGUUGUUUGUAGUUCAUGGUGGACUCUUGAUACAAAGUACAUUCAAACAAAGGACCAAGGGAUAUUUUGCCUUUAUUUAUGUUUAAUAUUAUAAUUUGAACAAAUACCGAUACAAAACAGGCAGAACAAGGACUUGAAUAAAUUUAAAAAAGUGCACAACUUGAGUUAAUUCAGCACUAGAAUGAAUAAUAAACUUAUAAACAAAUAAUGCGAAUGAAUAUUAAAAGUUGUAUAGUAAUCUAAUAUUACCCUCCAUUGCUCAAGAAACGACUACCCUGUGAUGAAUCAAUGAUAGAUUUUAAA
Messenger RNA from Cimex lectularius (bed bug), 2682 nucleotides. It is a transcript of the gene Rap1, whose product is annotated as ras-like protein 3. Gene Ontology annotation, cellular component: plasma membrane. Bases 443 to 997 code for a protein of 184 amino acids. NCBI's taxonomy places the organism in Eukaryota, Metazoa, Arthropoda, Insecta, Hemiptera, Cimicidae. The transcript is spliced from 5 exons. Gene Ontology annotation, molecular function: GTPase activity; GDP binding; GTP binding. The record is from RefSeq and is a predicted model, not a curated record. Gene Ontology annotation, biological process: cellular response to cAMP; Rap protein signal transduction; negative regulation of synaptic vesicle exocytosis.